Molecule: messenger RNA, 2766 nt
Organism: Tetrahymena thermophila SB210
Lineage: Eukaryota; Ciliophora; Oligohymenophorea; Hymenostomatida; Tetrahymenidae
Product: tetratricopeptide repeat protein
Exons: 4
Source: RefSeq, a predicted model, not a curated record
AUGUCAUGGGAAGAUUUAGAGUUUCAAAAUAUUACAAAUGGAGGAAGUUUGAAUCAAUAAUAAAUAGAUAAGUUGAAGAAGGAGAAAUAAAAAUUUAAUUAUUAAUUGCAAAAAACUUUAGAUUUUAUAAAUACAGGAAAUUAUUCUAUGUUUGAGCAAUUCAAUAUUGAUUAUUUGUAUUAAAAGUGGAAAAAACUUGAAGUUAAAUAUAUAAGCAUGGUAUGUCCUAUUAAGAGCAAAAUUGAAAAAUAUAAAACUUAGGAACCAUAUUCUCAUUCGAUUAUUCUCGCUGCUAAAGUAAUUUAAGAUUAAAGCGAUCUUCUCAAAUUAUUCAACAUUAUGAAUAUAAAUUCAAUUAAAAUUCCUUUAAUUAUAGAAUCUGCUAUUGUGUGUUUAGCAGUUUUCUUAUUUAUUGCUAAUUAUGGAUAUUUUUAAUUACUGCAAGUAUAGAGACCGAUUGAAAUAUUGAUUAAAUUUUUGAAAAAAAGCCUUUAAUAAUAGCAUCAGUGUUAAGUAUAAAUUUACACUAAAAAAGAUGAGAAGGUGGUUAAUCUUUCUAAUAUCUAAAAAAUGAUAUUCAGAAAAAGAAAUACCACAACCAAUUUGACAAAUAAUUUUAGUAAAUUUAAAAAUGAAGAUUAAGUAAAUACUUUACUUUCACCAGUUCAUAAUGAAACUCCUUCAUAAACGACAUUUAAUAAUUUAUAAUUUGUCAAUCAAUGGAAUUAGCUUGAUAGAAGACUAGAGUAAAACAAAACAAUUCAGCUAUUUUCAAAAGUUAAUCUGAAUAGUAAAGCUAAUCUAGAAGAUCAUACUCAAGUAGAAUAUCUUGAUAGCUGCAUUUUAAAAAAUAAGAAAUAGAGACAUUAUUCCCAACAAAACUUUAAAUCAAAUUAAACUUCAUUUAAAAACUCUACCCAACAACUCUUUAACUAUGAUCUAAACAAUUAAGGUAACAAUUCUUAAAAAAAUUAUUCCUCAUUUAGGAGUUUUAAAAACUCACCAGAGUCUAAUUUGAGUAACAGAUUCUCAUCUUUGAGUUAAAUAACUUAAGAAUAAAAAAAUAAAGAUGAAAACAAAGAAAAAAUACUCUAAGGUUUGAAACCUUUAUUUCUAGAAAUGCAGAUAAUUAAAGAAGCUUUCUAAAAUUUAGAGAGAUUAAUAAAUUAUAAGAUUGAUGCCAGCAAUCCAAAUUAGCAGGAUAAAAUGAAUACUUUAUAUCACUUUGCAAAGGCUAAAAAUACAUUUUAAAUGCUGAAUAAUUAGAAUGGAUUGAGUCGCUGCUAUUUCAAUUUAGGAGUAAUUUAUAUUUUGAGAAACGAGUUUAGUUUAGCUUCUCAAUAUUUAGAAUCGUCAGUUUGGUUAACUAUGGCUUUGAUUGGUAUUGACUCUUUGUAUAAAAUUAAAGAUAAAUAUGCUUUGUAACACGAUACAGAAUAGGAGGAAUGGCUUUUAAUAUUUAGCAAAAGAAUAUUUUCUCUUGCUUACAGCUAAAAGCAAGCUGCAUUUUAAAUUAUUUACUAAGAGAAAGAAGAUUAUUUAAUUUAAAAUUCUUCUUUGAAAAGUUUUUAGCACAAGCUUAUUCCUCCUGAUUAAAUGCAACAAAUUAAGUCUUUGUUAAAAAAAUCUUUAGAUUAUUUUAAUGCCAUUUAAAAUUUAUUUAAUAAUAGAAGUCAAAGUAUCUCAGAGAUAUUUUAAAUUUACAUUUACCAAGAAAUUACAGAAAUUUUAAUUCAUUUAGACCACAAAAACUACUGCAAAUAAAUAAAAAAUUAUACUAAUAAAAUUGUUCAAUUACUAAGCAAGAUUAAUCGCUAGAAAUUUAAAAUUAACUAAAGACCCAUAAGCUUAAAUGAUUACAAACUUAGUGAGGAAAGUCAUCAUAUUAUCCAAGAGGAAGAUAUAGAAUAUUUAAGCAACUCAAAUACGAAUUAAAAUGAUACACAAAUAUUUAACUAAGAAAUAAUAAAUAAAAUGAUAGAUGUAAUUAAUAAUAGACAAAAAGUUAUUCUAGGAUAUUUAGAACUCGUUCAGGAGAAUCAUUUCAUAGCAAUCGAAUAUCUUACUUAGAGCCUAGAAGAAGGGAAAUUUUACAGCCCUCUCCUAAGAAAAAAAACAAUAUUUUAUCUAAAUCAACUAUUUGAAGAAGUAUCUUUUAAAUAGGAUUUCAUUGAUGAACUAAUUCUUAAUCUAGAUGAUUCAGUGAAAAUAGAUCUUACCUUGCUUCUUUAGAUGAGUUCUUUCUAAUAUAAUUUUAUCUUUGACAACUGCUUAUAAAACUUUGUUAAAUAGAAUUUUUUUAGGCCAUAAGACAGGAUAUAAGUGAUAAUAUUUAAUGAAAAUCUAGAAGAAUUCCUUCCAUUAACAAUAAUUUAAAGUUAGCAUCAUUUGGCCUCAAUAAUUAAUUCCAUUUAAAGUUAUAAAAAAUAAUCUAUUCAAAAUUAUAUGAAAAAUGCUUCCUCAUAAUUAAAUUGGUAAUCUGCCCUUAUACAAUCGCUUGAAAAUAUAUAAAGAGCUUAGGAUUAAAAGAUAAAAUACACAUUAAUAGAAUAAAAAAGUAAUAAUCCUAUUCUCUAAAAAGUAGAAUGCCAAACAAAAAUUAAUAAGUUUUGUCUUGAUGAAGAUGAUUAUAAAAUGUAAUCUAGUUUAUUCUCUUACGAACCUUUCAUUAGCGAAAAUGAAUUGAUGAUCAGAUUAAAAAAGUUAAGAGAAGAAGAAGUAACUAUAUACCAAAAAGAAUUCCUUUCCAUCCUUAACCAUUUUUGA